Crotalus tigris (Tiger rattlesnake) is the source of this 2283-nucleotide messenger RNA. It is a transcript of the gene BTLA, whose product is annotated as B and T lymphocyte associated. The record is from RefSeq and is a predicted model, not a curated record. The transcript is spliced from 7 exons. Lineage: Eukaryota; Metazoa; Chordata; Lepidosauria; Squamata; Viperidae. Gene Ontology annotation, molecular function: signaling receptor activity. Gene Ontology annotation, biological process: immune response-regulating cell surface receptor signaling pathway. Gene Ontology annotation, cellular component: plasma membrane. The coding region runs from base 174 to 1052 and encodes 292 amino acids.
UGGUUCCUCUCACAAGGUGGAAAAGAUGCUAAAAGAUAACACAAAAGAGUACGGUUGUGUUUGGAAACCAAGAGCAGCAAUUCUACUGCAGGAAGAUCUGGGCUGAAAAAAAAAUCUGCUUUUUAUUCCCUUCCAUUUUCACAAUGACCUUGAAGUGAGGAUAACUCCAGGCCAUGUACAUAGGCAACUUUGUACUACUGCUUCUCUUGUUGAUGCUGAUGAUGGACAACUCACUGACAUACGAUUCUGAGCAUGAUAACUGCACCACCAUUACUAUUGAAAGAGGUACAAAAUACUAUAAAAAUCUUGGUGACUCAGCCACUCUAGAGUGCCCGGUGACCUACUGCAACAAAAAGCCUGAAAUGAAUUGGUAUAUGUGGAACAAGAGCAAAAAGAAGUUCCAUAUUUUGUAUCCUGAAAAAGAAUACUGGAUAAGUGAAAAGAAAUUUGUUUUGAAUUUUCAAUCAGUUAGUAAAAAUGACAGUGGGCAAUAUCGUUGUGAAGCGAUUGUAAGAAAAAAUAAACUUACGAGUCACGUUAUAGAAUUAAUUGUUCAAGAUCACAGUAACUCGUCAGUGUUUCUAAAUGGUACAAAUACUACAGAAGAUCAGAAACAACCUAAAAAGAACAAGAUGUUGAUUAUGAUUUCAUCCCUCGGUACUCUGUUCCUCAUUGUUGGCUGCUUUGGAUGGCUGUGUUUCACAAAGAGGCAUCAAGUAAAAAACACACAGAAAGUAAAAAAUCCAGAAAGUGGAAAUAACAGGAACACCCAACACUGCAAUGAUAGCACAUCUCAUAUCUCAGAUGAGGGAGCCAUCUCUAAUGAAGAUUCCAUGCCUUACUUGUUUCAAGUUCCCACUGGGAAUCAAGACAAUUACCAGACGGCAUCUAGAACUGAUCUAAGUUCCAUGAAGUUCAAUGAAGGUCUACCACGAUAUAAAGAGGACCCACUUAUUUAUGCAACAUUAAGCCAUGGAGAACUUUUUCAGAGAAGCAAGCCCUCUGAAGAAACACAAUUUACAGAAUAUGCCAUCAUUAGACUGAAGAACUAAAGUUUCAAUGGCUGAAAGGAACCAGUGAUGGAGGGCACAUGCUUUCUCUGAUUACCAUCUGCUAAGAACAACUGGAGGAAAUGUCUACGUCCAGGCUUUAGGCUUCCAGAGAUAAAGUUGGCUAUACAAUAGCAACCAAGAUGCUGGCCUAGAUGGAUAUUUAAUCUAUUUAAUGAGCAUUUUUAUAUCUCUGAUGAUUAAUUAAAUCAGUAUUUUUAUUUUCGAAGUUGAUGUUCAAAGCAACUGGCUCCACAAAUUCUAGGAAGUGAAAAAGGAACUUAGACUUGGAGUGAUACAGUUCUUACUCAUAAAACUUACUAAUAUUGAAGCAGGAAGUGGAUGUUAAUAUUUUAAAAGUGAGUCUGAAAAUUAGUAGCACAGAUGCCAAGUGCAUUACUCCGAAAAUAUGUUGUCCCUAGUUAAUAUUUGUCUAAUGAUAAUAAGGUCAUCUGAUUUAUUUUGACAGAAGGAUUAUAGCCUAUCAUAUGGAAAGCAAUCAAUAUGCCUCCAAAAGUAAAAUAAAACGUAAAGGGCACAUAGUAUCAGUAAGAAUGCAGACUAACUGAAAGAACAAGAACAAUUGAAUGAAAUACUCUAUUUUUGAACUGAAAAAUGUACUACAAAGAAAAACAGGAAACAUCAUAAAAAGCAGACACACUACAGAGGAAAGUGUGUUGUUCACAGAUUAGAGGGGGUUGUGCAGUUUACAAAAGGAAGUGAAACUGCAUACAAAUGAGUUCAGUUAGAAUUGUUGGUAGAAACAACAGCAUAGGAAUAUGCUGCUUGUUUUCAUCUGCAGGGGGAAAAACCUAGUCUUUUCGUGUCAAAAUUACCUAAUAAUCAGUUAUGACACUAUUUAUCUUCAGCCAAUAAAUGUUUGUGUCAUCAUAAUGCUAAACUAGUCUUCCCCAAUCUAGCACCCCUAAAAAUCAUAUUUAACUAUGUAUGUAAUAGUAGUAAACAUUCCUGAAUUACAACUAAAAUUCAUAGAAUUGACAUCUGAUCCAGAUGUUAUCUCAUUUUUAUGUAAGUUCAAGAAUCCACUUUAAAGAUCUGCCAUACUGAUGAAUAUGUAUUUUCAAAUUACAAGAAAAAAUUAUUAGUGCUUUUAAAUAGUAAGCAGAUGGCUUAAAAAGUAACAGUCUUUUUUCACUGGAGAAUUUAAAGUAAAAUUGUGUUUAUCAAAUAUAUUGUGGCUGUCUCUUGAUGGAAAAUAUAUUCCCCUCCAGCA